Molecule: messenger RNA, 1968 nt
Organism: Branchiostoma floridae (Florida lancelet)
Lineage: Eukaryota; Metazoa; Chordata; Leptocardii; Amphioxiformes; Branchiostomatidae
Product: kielin/chordin-like protein
Exons: 6
Coding region: 75-1067 (330 amino acids)
Cellular component (GO): extracellular region
Molecular function (GO): protein binding
Source: RefSeq, a predicted model, not a curated record
UAUUUUUCAUCGCGACCCCCCCUUUGUCGCUCAGAGCAAAACAGCAACUGACAGCACACGGCCGCGAUGACAGCAUGGCGGGGAGAGCACUGGUCAUCUUGGUCACUUCGGUCGUCGGGACCGUCCUUCCGAUGAGCAUCCUGUGUCCGUGCCGACACGAGGCCGGAUUCAAAUGUCCCGCUUUGUCCGCGGACGGUUGCGAGAUGGUCAGGGACGAGUGCGACUGUUGCGACGUGUGUUCCCGGGACAGGGGCGAGUCUUGCGGCGCCGAGGCACCGAGGUGCGCUUCGGGUCUGGUCUGCAGGCAUCCAGAAUGCAGGAAGUUCGUGCAAGUUCAAGGUGGUAUCAUACCGGCGUGGUGCUUCACUCUUCCCAUGGGGCAAAGCGGAACCUGUCUCCCAGAAGGGAGCGGUGAUUUCUUGAAUCUGAAGGCGAAUAGUCUGACGUCACAUCAUCCGGGAACUGCCUCCAAGUGUGGGCCCUAUCCGUUCUGGUGUCCCAGGGUGCAGUUCGACAUGAUCUCGAGGUGUCACGUGUGCGCAGAGAAAUGGGAUCACGUGGACAAAGCAAACAAGGCAGACAGUUUCAAGCAUGGAGACUGCUCCUUCGAAGGCUUAGUCAUCGCAGACGGCUCCUAUGAGAAAAUCAACGACUGCACCAGGUGCAGCUGCAACGACGGCAAGCUCCACUGCAGCUCCAUGCAGUGUUUCUACUCCCAGGACUGUGCUGAGGUGGAGAGAAUACCCGGGCAGUGCUGUGCAGCGUGUAAGGGUCCACAAGAGGGCGCGCAUGCGUUUCAGGGAAGCAAGCGAGUGUAUGCGAGAAGACAAAUAAACAGCCUUGCUCGGUCGUCGUGUCGUUUCGGCGAGAGAGAGAUCCCGGAAGGGAUGUGGGUGGCGGUGGGGCCCUGCGAACAGUGCUACUGCAGCGACGGUUUCUUGUCCUGCAUGGUGGUGUCCUGCCCAACAACGUCGUGUGCGAACCCCGUGUACGUGUCAGGUGUGUGCUGUCCCGUCUGCUUACCGGACAGCGCAGACUCAACCCUACCAGACGCCAUUACGGGGUGACGUCACUUCCGGAUCCGGUUCACACGGCAUCACAGUGGCGAAGUCUCGACACAAACAACUACGUUGUUCGGAAGCCUUUUUUCCUUCCUGGCUGCGUAGACUUUUCACAAUGAAAUAUCCUACAAUGUCUGCUUAGAUGGACAUAGUAUUUCACUUUGAUGGAUCGGAUACCUUGUAGAUAUGAGCUUACAUAUGAGCUGGAACUUUCAUUAACUCUAGUUGGCGAAACCAUCUAUAUAUCCAGUGUCUAAUAUAAUGCACUAUAGGUUCUAUUAUUUAUAACGCAACUCUUACGAAAAGACUGGAAUCUUUAUCAUCCAUUGAUGAAAUGGUCUACAAAGUCCUUGUAAAUAACCAUGAAUAGACGUAAUGAGAGGCCAAUAUAAAUUAUAUUUGUAAAUUAAAUAGAUUUGCUCUAUAGUACCAGCAACCCCUAUUCUACCUCCUUUUGAAAUAGACUAUUAGAUAUGAUAUGUCGUGAACACAUGCGUAGAAGUGCUAGACGUGUGGCAGCGAAACAAGAGUUGGACGCCCUCUAUGUAAAGCUAUAUGAAAUGCAAGUAUAUGCAGCAGCUAUGGGUUCAAUAUAGUUUCAUUGACUGUUAUAAAGUAUAGGGUAACAUUGUCAAAAGAAUUAACUACAUAUAACCUGUUGCUGAUGAUGGUUUAGAACCGAUAUAAGAAAAACAUUUAGACCAAAAAUAGGUCUUCCAACAUUCACGUAAUCAGGACUACUAUGCCAGUAUGCCGCAACAAUUCAAAUACAUUAGAUCAUAGACACGCCUCUAAAGUAUGUACACAAGUUUUCAACAUUUCUUAGAAGGUUAUCGCAAUUUAAAACAAUUCUUAGUGUAAGUCAUGAUCAAAACUGUUAUACCAAAUAAAUCAUCAUAUGGUCAUA